ACAAGUCUCAACACCAGUCAAAUUCAAGGCAAAAUCAUGAAUACCCAAGCAUUGGUUGUUGUCAUUGUUGUUAUGGUAACAGUGGCAUGUGGAUUAGAUUACCAUAGCUACAAUAACUACAACAACUAUCCAUCAACAUACGGUAACUCAUGGGACUUACUUAGGUCAGCAGGCGGACGUCUUAGAGGUGGAUGGAACUCAGGACAUGGACUAAGUCACAGGAGAUACAGACGUGCAGCAUUAGGGUACAACAUGCAUAAUUCUUACCAUAGUAACAAUUGGGGCAGAACAAAUCAAAGAUUGGGAAGAUUUGAUGGAUGGAGACGUCAUAACUCUGGCUAUAGCACAUGGAAUGGCUACUAAAGAGAAAGACAGACAGACAUUAUUUAAAAUAUCCAGAAGAGUGCAAUAUUAACGCUGGUUGACCAUAUAUUUAUUGUUUGAACAACAGUUUUAUUACUUUAAUUUGUAUUAAUUGUGUUACACUAUGUUAGAUAAAAUAAAAAUAUAGAAAACAAA
Molecule: messenger RNA, 519 nt
Organism: Mytilus californianus (California mussel)
Lineage: Eukaryota; Metazoa; Mollusca; Bivalvia; Mytilida; Mytilidae
Exons: 4
Coding region: 37-363 (108 amino acids)
Source: RefSeq, a predicted model, not a curated record